UGCUGCCGGUAGCUCUGCGCGCUGCGGGGCCACACUGCGACCGCAUCGAGGAGGAAGAGGAGCCGCCGAGCCUGAGCCACAGCGGCGGAGCGGCACACACACACACACAUAUAUAUAUAUAUUAUAUAUAUAUGUGUAUAUGUAUAUGUAUAUAUAUACACUCAUACACACACGUAUAUAUGUACACACAGCGGAGGAGGGAUCGAACGCGCGGAUAACAAACCCCUGAGCAGCAGCGGCAGAAGGCGUCACAUCUCCUGAAGAAGAGGAGGACGAGCGGAACGAUACUAGCGGAGAUCUUUUUCAGGAUCUCAGAUCGCAGAAGCAGCGACGAACGACGCGGUGUCGGUAACCCCCCCCCCCCUCCCCCCGUACUCCCGGACCACGGACCAUCCUCCGGUUUUAUAUUUUUCUUCUAGCAGCCAGCUCGGCGCGAGGACACCAUGAAGGACCGUACGGCGGAACUGCGAAGCGCUAAGGACAGCGAUGACGAUGAGGAGGUGGUGCAGGUGGACCGGGACCACUUCAUGGAUGAAUUCUUUGAACAGGUGGAGGAGAUCAGAGGCUGCAUAGAGAAGCUGUCGGAGGAUGUGGAGCAGGUCAAGAAGCAGCACAGCGCCAUCCUGGCCGCCCCGAACCCGGACGAGAAGACCAAGCAGGAGCUGGAGGACCUCACAGCCGACAUCAAGAAGACCGCCAAUAAAGUCCGCUCAAAAUUAAAAGCAAUCGAGCAGAGCAUCGAGCAGGAGGAGGGUCUCAACAGAUCAUCAGCGGACCUCAGGAUCCGUAAGACACAGCACUCGACACUGUCUCGUAAGUUUGUUGAGGUGAUGACUGAGUACAACACCACGCAGUCAAAGUACCGCGACCGCUGCAAGGACCGUAUCCAGAGACAGCUGGAGAUCACUGGGAGAACCACCACCAACGAAGAACUAGAGGACAUGUUGGAGAGUGGCAAGCUGGCCAUUUUCACCGAUGAUAUCAAGAUGGACUCUCAGAUGACCAAGCAGGCCCUGAACGAGAUCGAGACCCGGCACACCGAGAUCAUCAAGCUGGAGAACAGCAUCCGUGAGCUGCACGACAUGUUCGUGGACAUGGCCAUGUUGGUGGAGAGCCAGGGGGAGAUGAUUGACAGAAUCGAGUACAACGUGGAGCACUCUGUGGACUACGUGGAGCGAGCCGUGUCCGACACCAAGAAGGCCGUGAAGUACCAGAGUCAGGCCCGCAAGAAGAAGAUCAUGAUCAUCAUCUGCUGCGUCAUCCUGGGCGUGGUCCUGGCGUCGACCAUCGGCGGCACGCUGGGCUUCUAGACCGCCGACCGCCAGCAUCGAGACGGGAAACCAUGACGACGAAAACGACGACGACCACGACGACGCGACUGAAAAACUUGAAACACAAAUGCAAGACAGACAACAAUCAGCUAGGAAGAGAAAACGAUCCAAUCACAGUUUGAAACAUGGGGCCGGGUGGGGUUCAAAAAACAAAGGCAAAAAAAACACGGCAGCCUAGCUGACCGAAAUACGCCGCGUAUACAAAAAGAAGGGUACAAAUAAACCCGCUAUUUAUUGCAGAUGUACACGUGUUGAACAUACAUGCGUUGGUUAACCUGUAAAGAAACAUUAACGUUAGUUUGGUUCGCCUUGUUUCCUUAUUAUUUCUUUGGGGAGUCUCUGGGGAAAUGAAGCCGGCCGCGUGGGGAGGCGUUCCAGCUCAGGGGGGGGCGACCUGUAGGACGAGGAGAGAGGGCGACACGCCGCCAUCAGCCGGUGGACCGCGAGGUGUGUGUUUGUGGGGGGGGUCGUCAUUGCAGCGGGGCAGGUUUCCAUGACAACAGGCUCCCCUUCAUGUCACAUCUAUCCAACCAAAGAGCAGGGGGGGGGGGGGGCGAGAGCUGAAGGUGGGGGUUCCUAAGAGCCGGGAGGAGGCGGGCAGUCAAUCUAUGCAGUUUAGAUAAAUGGAAGACGACUCGUCCCGCCUCCCCGAGUCUGCCAAUGAGGACAGGGCUGUUCUUCCAGAAGAUUCUAAGAAAAUAACAAUAAACAGAACACAUUAAAAAGUGAAUGAGAAGGAAACCGAGUUGAGGAAGGAGCUCCCGGCCGGAGGCGCGGUUUGCCGUUGCUUGGUGGUCCCGGGGCCUGUCCGCCCCACGUCAUCUCUGCUACUGUUCAUCCGCCCCCCCGCGCCCACCGUUCUUUGGGGUUGGUGAUACGAGGCUUCGUCCCAUCUGUGGAUCAUGUGACACGCAUCCACCACACGGCGUGUGCAUAAAGAACUUGUAUACAUACACACCGGACCCCCCCACUCCCCUCUGUGUUACAUAUCACGCCAGUGCUAGACUGGGUCGCUUAGCAUGCCGUAGCGUUAGCUCGUGUUACAUGUAGGUCGUGUAGAAGCUGCUUGUUGGAGAUUGAUCUCUUUUUUUUCGGGUCUUUUUAUUUGACAUGAAAUACACUUUUCGUGUGUCCAGACUGGUGUUGAGGAACAAAUAAACCUUUGAGCUCGUUCGCUGAUCUCAACACGAGGUUCCAUCGCUUGUUUUUUCCAGAGCGGUUCUUUCUUUGCUAAUUAGAUCUGACGACGACCGUUCUUUGCAAAUUUUGUGAAACGAGGUGUAUUUUCUCUCCUUUUGGCCUCUUUCACAACGAUGUAGCAAUAUACACAGAAAUCAUACGACGUAUUAACUGUCUAUCAGACACCGUUAGCAUUAGCCGCGCAACUCCCUCUGCUUCUUUUACAGCAGCGAAGCUUUUCAACGGGAGAUCAUUUGAAGCGGCGUGUAAACCUCAACACUGCUCUGGGUCGGGGCCACACGCGUGUGCGUUACGUUUGUCGUACUAGCAUGUUUUGUUCUGUUAAUGUGAUUCCGUGUUGAGAAGUAACACUAUACGUGUGUGUUGCCCCGAUCAGGAUGCACGGGGUGUGUGUGUGUGUGUGUGUGUGUGUGUUGAAAAUGACUACACGGUAUUGUGACUCUGGCUUCACGUCAGGGGGCAGGGAGGCGCUUUGAGGAGGGAGGGGGGCAAACGCCACCUUAAACCCACCCGACCGCCCCGCGCUUCACUCAGUCAAAGCAAUAAAGUCACUUUGUUAUCGCUAAGUUUCAUUU
Messenger RNA from Gasterosteus aculeatus aculeatus (three-spined stickleback), 3106 nucleotides. RefSeq names its product syntaxin 1B (gene stx1b). Gene Ontology annotation, molecular function: SNAP receptor activity; SNARE binding. Gene Ontology annotation, cellular component: endomembrane system; SNARE complex; presynaptic active zone membrane. NCBI's taxonomy places the organism in Eukaryota, Metazoa, Chordata, Actinopteri, Perciformes, Gasterosteidae. The record is from RefSeq and is a predicted model, not a curated record. Gene Ontology annotation, biological process: intracellular protein transport; exocytic insertion of neurotransmitter receptor to postsynaptic membrane; synaptic vesicle fusion to presynaptic active zone membrane.